CUUGAACUGGAAUGACAAGUUGGUUCGUUAUCUUAUCAGCACGGAGCUCCCUCUGCCAUGCGCCAGCUCCACUGACCAUCGACCAUACAUACAGAUCCUCCAAAAGCCAAGACGAUCAAACUGCAAUAUUGCAAGUCAGAAGCUGAGAGAAUCUCCUAUGAGAGACUCAAAUCGAUCGUUGAAAUAGCAUUUGACCAUUCUUGGCGUGGCUCAGUCUCGUGCCCCUUCGACGUCAUCCCUCUAUCGCCUGUCUUUCUUGACACGUAGUGGUAGCUGGAAGUCUUCAAGCCAAAGAAACAAACCACUUCUAAACCGGCGCAACUUUCCCCUGCUACCCAGCACUUUAACCACAAACCACUACAAUGAUCUACUCUACGCAAAUAUCAAGGCUUGAUGGCCUUAUGCUCUGUGCCUCAGUCGAUGAUGAACAGGCCGAGUCCACCCUCGCAGAGACCAAGCAGAACGUGCGCCAGGUCCUCCGCAAGCUCACACGCAACUCCGAGUCCCAGGCCUCCAUCGAGACCCCCAACCAUACGCUGCACUACCUCAUCGACUCGGAUAUCGUCUUCCUCGCCAUCUGCGCUCCCUCGUACCCCCGAAAGCUUGCCUUUACCUACCUAGCCGACCUCGCACGCGAGUUCACAACCACCUACCCAGCAUCUCAGGUCCACUCUCCUACUCUGCGACCCUACGCUUUCAUGGAGUUCGACACCUUCAUCUCGAAGACAAAGACAACCUACGCCGAUUCCCGAGCCUCGGCUAACCUCGAUAAACUUAACGAUGAGCUGCGCGAUGUGACAAAGGUAAUGACCAAGAACAUUGAGGAUUUACUCUACCGUGGAGAUAGCCUGGAGCGCAUGGGAGAGAUCAGCUCGAGGCUGCGUGAUGAUAGCAAAAAGUAUCGACGAGCUGCUGUGCGUAUCAACUGGGAACUGCUUCUUAAGCAGUACGGACCCUUUGCGGCUCUUGGGUUCAUCAUCAUCUUUUUCCUGUAUUGGCGGUUCUUUUAAGAAAUGCAAGCGAGCUGUUUCUGUUCAUACAUCUAAUACUUAAGUCUGGCCACUUGUACUUUACUCUGGGAGUGUGCAAUUUGAGAGCUACGAUUCAACAUUUCAGGGGUAUAUGAGACCCAAGUAGUGUCAUUAUAUCAAGAGGGGAUGCUGCUGAGUUGUGUACUUAUGUGAUCAUUUAUGACAAGUUAAUUCGUCUAUCCGUGCUGGCUUUGGCAAUUCUUGCUAAUCAUAACCUCAAUGCUGCUCCUAAACCAUGCUGUCUCACCUAGGUAAUACCGUAUGAGACUCCAAACUCCAGAUGUCACCUGCUCUACCCAAAAUCAUCAAGGAAAACACCAUAUUUUUGUUAACAAGUCCCAAAACCGACCGCUUACUCUGAACUACAUCACUAUGCAAUUAUCUGAAGCCGCCUGUGCUUGAGAGGUUGGCGCCGUCACUGUAUGUUGCCAUUCAAGAUGUUCCUGAAACGCCUCCAUGUCUUCGUAGCCCAAAUCUGGUCGAUAUGCAUCCUCGUCAUCAUACUGCUCUUGAGGUUCUGUUGAUUCCACUUCGCAAUAUGGACACAGUAAACCGGCCUGCCAAUCCCGAGGUUGUGGUGCCAUAUGAUUUGCGAUGGCUACGGGCGCAAAUACAACCUGCUUCUCUUGGUGUCCAGACAAUGUAAACGCUGUUGCUUGCCAGUGAGGGUUAUCGAUUGUUGGUGAUAGUGUCAAAAUUGGAGACGCGGCGGCUUCUUGGAACGUCCGUAUCGAGGGCAUAUUCUCAAUAUCCUCCCAUACUAUGUGACCAUCACAAUAGUCGCAAACGAAAGCAAUAUCUCGAUCGCCAAAUCGCUUAAACGACCCAAUAGUAUUGCAUAAGCGUAGCUCCUCUCGAUAUCUUCUCGAAUACUCGGCCUCGUCUGGCACGGUCUUAUUUAACGUCCAUUGUCGCUGUUGUCGGUAGACGAGGAAAGCUCCCAAACAUCUUGCCGACCCUUCUUUUUCCGAGCUAUAUAUUCGACGUGCUGCUCGACAUUGUGCUCUGUGUAAUUUUCGCUGUAAAGCAUGUGUUUCGCGGACCCAUAUUGGGUUGAUUGGGCCGCCUGAGCGACUCCAAUCUCGUAUUUGUUCUAUAUGAGCUGUAAAUUGAGCUUUGAGAGCUCUCAAUUCCUCGAUGGAUUCAUCUGGCCAAUAAGUCAGUAAACGGAUCCAUCACUCAACUUUGUAGAAGCCUGAAGCCAAUGGGAAUGCCUGCAUCGGAGAACACGUACGUUUUCGGUCGGUUUCGUAGUAUAUCUGUCCAUUAACCAAAGGUGCCAAUUCUUGAAAGUCCUUCUUGGCUUCGUCCAACGCAGAAGCAAGGGCGUGUACUUGCUCGUGCUCGUCCGGUCCCCAAUGGCUCUUGUCGGCCAAACUGAGGAUUCGCAGUCCCUGAGAUAAAAGAGUCGCAAUGGCCGCAAGCAAUGACCCGACCGAGUCAAGGCUGCUCAUGAUUCGGUUUCGAGGAUAAGGUUUGCGAUUUUCCCCAAGUAUUGGGAGGGCGCGGGGUUGCGUCGAGGCAGGAUAACGUAAGCUCACAGUCUCGUGAAAGGGUAUAAUUCGUAGUAGAAAAAGCAAUGGAUUCGAAGUAGUAGAAAAACGUCAAUCACCGGCGUCGUCGCGGGGCGAGGGACUGAUGCGAUUGGGGGCGGCGCAUGAGGUUUCGUCGGCUCGAACCGGACUCCCCCGGCUCGAGAGAACAGGAGGUUACUGAACGAAGCUUGACUUGACGAUAUAGGUGACAAGAGCUCCAAGAUAGGGCGCACAGGAGCGUUCGGCUGUGCUAUUUAUUUACUUGGUUGUAUUCAUGUAACCAAGCAACCGAAGGCAUGAGGCUGAGCAAUUGGUAGGUACGUAAUGUUUGUAGCACUUCUGUUCAGGGUCCUUUCCGUUAUUGUCAAAGUGACCCUCGUGAAGAAGAGGCUGUGCAGGCAAAAAUACUGGGGGUUCCAAGGAUUGAUUCUUCAGACCGUCUAUUGAAGAGUUUCAGGGGAUGUAGAAGGAGAAAAAUAUGGUUAAAAAGAGAGUUGUCUCUAG
Fusarium odoratissimum NRRL 54006 is the source of this 3070-nucleotide messenger RNA. RefSeq names its product vesicle transporter SEC22. The transcript is spliced from 3 exons. NCBI's taxonomy places the organism in Eukaryota, Fungi, Ascomycota, Sordariomycetes, Hypocreales, Nectriaceae. Gene Ontology annotation, biological process: vesicle fusion with Golgi apparatus; retrograde vesicle-mediated transport, Golgi to endoplasmic reticulum; endoplasmic reticulum to Golgi vesicle-mediated transport. Bases 363 to 1010 code for a protein of 215 amino acids. The record is from RefSeq and is a predicted model, not a curated record. Gene Ontology annotation, molecular function: SNAP receptor activity. Gene Ontology annotation, cellular component: endoplasmic reticulum-Golgi intermediate compartment; SNARE complex; Golgi membrane.